Oreochromis niloticus (Nile tilapia) is the source of this 1677-nucleotide messenger RNA. It is a transcript of the gene sirt3, whose product is annotated as sirtuin 3. The coding region runs from base 429 to 1472 and encodes 347 amino acids. Gene Ontology annotation, cellular component: nucleus. Gene Ontology annotation, molecular function: NAD+ binding; histone deacetylase activity, NAD-dependent. NCBI's taxonomy places the organism in Eukaryota, Metazoa, Chordata, Actinopteri, Cichliformes, Cichlidae. The record is from RefSeq and is a predicted model, not a curated record. The transcript has 8 exons.
UUUAAUCUAUACUAAUACGUGUUGUUGAAUUUUUAGCUAAUGUCAAGCAGCCUGUCGUGUUGUGGUAAUGAGACAGCGCCGCUGCUGCCAGGCGCAAAGAAUUAUGGGAAAUGAAGGAGGUGUUUUGUUUGUUUGUUUUUUUAUUGCUAGCUAAGAUUUUCUGUAACUUAAGUUGUUUUGGUGCAGUCAGUCGCCUUAUGUUUAAUGCUAUGGGAUAUAUUUUUAAUAAGCAAACGACAGAUAAAUUAUAAAGGGCAAGUUUAUAAAGGGCAACUGUUAAAAAGGAGGUCAUAGGACACAUUUCUGCAGGCAGUCAUUCUAUAUAGCUAGUUUCAAAGGAGCUUAAAUCGGCUUGUGUAAAAAGGUGACAGCAAGAGCCAUGCAGUGAAAGUGUGCGUGAAGUUCAUUUUGAAUCCUCCAGCUUCGCUAUGGCUUCUUCUGUUAGCUGCUCGUUGUUAUUGUCACCUGCCAGACUCUGUCGAAGUCUGCGGUCAAGAGCAAGCUGGACGCUCUCCGCUAAAGGCUUCGAUCAAAGGAGCUCGUUUCCAAGUGAAGGUGCAGCAGUUCUGUCCAGACAUGCACGAUCUCUCUGCCGAGGGUUUUUCUCAUACGGUGGAAGUUCGUCAGCUAAGCAGCAGACCCUGGAGGAUAUCGCAAAGAGCAUACGGGAGCAACAGUUCAACAGGGUCGUGGUGAUGGCGGGAGCUGGGAUCAGCACUCCCAGUGGCAUCCCAGAUUUCAGGUCUCCAGGCAGUGGUCUCUAUGACAACCUGCAGCAGUAUGACCUGCCUUACGCCGAGGCCAUAUUUGAGAUUAGCUUUUUCCACCAUAACCCAAAUCCCUUCUUCGCCCUGGCCAAAGAGCUGUAUCCAGGAAACUACCGCCCCAACCUGACACACCACUUUGUAUAUCUGCUUCACAAGAAGGGUCAGCUGCUCCGGAUGUACACACAGAACAUUGAUGGCCUGGAAAGACUAGCAGGGAUUCCUCCUGAGAUGCUGGUGGAGGCCCACGGCACGUUUGCCACUGCCACCUGCACCGCUUGCUUGAGGAAAUAUGAGGGCAAGGACCUCAGACCAGACGUGAUGAGUGGGACGGUCCCCAAGUGUCCCACCUGUAAGGGCGUGGUAAAGCCCGACAUCGUGUUUUUUGGUGAGGAGCUUCCACGGCACUUCUUCAAGUAUAUCACAGACUUCCCACUGGCAGACCUGCUGAUCAUCAUGGGGACGUCACUGGAGGUGGAGCCUUUUGCCAGUCUUGCUGGAGCCGUUCGCAGUUCUGUGCCCCGUCUUCUCAUCAACAGGGACUUGGUGGGGCCGUUCACCUGGAGCCGCCGGCCUAAUGACGUCGUGCAGCUGGGUGAUGUGGUGAGCGGUGUGCAAGCUCUGGUUGAUGCUCUUGGCUGGACUCGGGAACUCGACGCUCUGAUGGCGGCCAGCACUGAGAAAAGUGCACCAAAAAAAGAAGAGUGACACAAGUUCACGACAUCAAAAAACGAGGUUUGACUUUCCAUCAAACACACAAACUGUAGGAUCAAAUCCAGAAGACUCGAGGUUUACCAGGAUUUUAAAAAUGGGAUCAGUGGAAACUAUCAGACUGGUAGAUAAAGAAUUUGUAUAGUGGAAAUGCUGUGUAAUUAAUGCUCAGUCAAAUAUGAAUAAAAUACUGUAUAACAAA